Molecule: messenger RNA, 15973 nt
Organism: Helicoverpa zea (corn earworm)
Lineage: Eukaryota; Metazoa; Arthropoda; Insecta; Lepidoptera; Noctuidae
Gene: Vps13D
Product: vacuolar protein sorting-associated protein 13D
Exons: 69
Coding region: 433-12933 (4166 amino acids)
Biological process (GO): mitochondrion organization; protein retention in Golgi apparatus; protein targeting to vacuole
Cellular component (GO): extrinsic component of membrane
Source: RefSeq, a predicted model, not a curated record
UGAAUUAUCGUUUUUCAGAAAAAUAUCGACUGCCAAGACAAAAAAAGUUAUCCAGAAACUGCUCUAUUGGGUUAAAUGUCUAUAAUUGUUCUGGCAGCACUGGCGUUAGCUAUCAAAUGAAAAUAUCCUGGAAACUGUUAUCUUUCUUCACGGAUUUUUCUUUGAUCAUAGUGCUCCGAUGAUAGAGAAAAUAUACAAUAUACGAAUAUUAUUUGCUAGCUGUGUGAGUAAAUUGCGCAAUAAAACCCAUUAACUGGUGAACAAAGUUCAAUCCGGCUGUUCGUGACAUAAUAUCAACGUUAAAGGACGAUAUCAAUGCAACAACAACAGAGGUGUUAGGUCAAUGACAAACAUUGGUGUGUGUUUAUAGGCGAAAGUGUACCGCAAGAGCGUGCCGACUAGUGAAACGUACAGCGCAGAGCACGAUGCACGAUGUUGGAAGGUCUAGUAGCGUGGGUUCUGAACAACUACCUCGGGAAGUAUGUGGAGAACCUCAACACGGAUCAGCUGAGCGUGGCGCUCCUGUCGGGGAAAGUGGAGCUAGAGAAUCUCCCCCUGAAGAAAGAUGCUCUCCGCCACCUGGGUCUCCCCGUGGAGAUCAAAGCAGGGUUCAUUGGCAAGGUUCAACUGCAAGUGCCAGUGCGGCAGAUCAGAUCAGCGCCCUGGCUGAUUGCUAUAGAGAAACUUUACCUGGUGGCCACACCUAUCAAUUUGGAUGAGUGGGACUGCAGUGUAGAAGCGUCAAUAGCGCACGAGCGCAAAACUGCGCUUCUAGACGCGCUGGAGGCGCAGUGGCGGGCGGAGCACGAGGCGGCCGACGCCGGCUACUACGCCACCUCCUACUCCUCAUGGCUCAGCUACGGCACGGGCCUGCUGGCCAACAUCGUCGAGAACCUUCAGUUAAAAUUAACCGACGUGCACAUUCGCUACGAAGACGCCAUAACGGGCGCGAUGCCGUUCGCGUGCGGGCUGACGGCGGAGUCGCUGUGCGCGGAGUCGUGCGACAGCGAGUGGCGGCGCGGAUUCACGCUGCUCAGCGACCCCGACGGCUGUUCCUUCAAGCUGCUGGAGCUGCACAACCUCGCCGUCUACUGGGACGCCAUGCCCGUGCCCGCCGGCAUGUUCGCCACCUGUACCAUCUCUGAGCUUACUAGUCGUAUGUCGGAGACGUGGCGGGGCGGGCACAGCUUCGUGGUGACGCCGGCGUCGGCGCGCGCGCGCGUGCGGCGCGAGCGCACGGAGCAGCCGCUGCGCUCCCGCCAGCGCCCGCGCAUGCAGGCGCACCUCACGCUCGACACCGUCGCGCUGGCGCUCAGCUCCCGCCAGUACAACGAGGCGGUGUGCUGCGCGGCGGGGCUGGAGCGGCUGGCGCGGGUGCGCGAGUUCCGCGCGCGGCGCCCGGCGGCGCCCGUGCGGGGACACGCGCGGGACUGGUGGCUCUACGCGCUCUCCUGCCACAUACCCGACCAUCGAUGGACGGAGCCGAAGCCGACGUGGGAGUCGUGCCUGGUGCGGGCGCGGCAGACGCGCGAGUACGUGGCGGCGUGCCUGGUGACGCUCAGCAACCCCGCCGCCACGCUGCCCGCCGACCGCAAGGCCGCCAAGGACGAGUUCGAGUGGCGCAUGCCGCUGCACCUGCUCAAAGCACUGCGGGAGGUGGCAAUGCGCAAAGUACCAAAAUCGACUCCAGUGUCAACUCCGGACACACCGGCAAGCUCCGGACGCAGCAUGCUGGUGCACUGGUUCCCGCAGUGGUUAGGCUGGUACGGCGGCUCGCAGGAUGCUGCCCCCGCGGCGCAGGCGGCCGUCCCGACCCCCACGCCCGCCCCGGCGCCUCACGCCCCCGCAGACUUAGAGGAAGAGAUCUUAGAUGUGAUAGCAGAUUCGUUGGACAAUAACACUAUGCUGAAGAGGGACACGGUGUUCGGCAAGUUCGAGUUCAUCCUGAACAAGGGCUCGCUGAACCUGUGCAUGGAGGGCGAGGCGGAGGCGGCGGGCGGCGGCAUGGAGCUGCAGUUCUCGUGCGUGCGCGUGGGCGUGGAGUCGCGGCCGCGCGCCGCGUCGCACGCGCUGCACGUGUCGCUGGGCGCCGUGUGCCUGCGCGAGCGCAUCACGCCCAACACGCUCUUCCCCAUACUCAUCGCGCCGCAGGGCGUGAUCCGCGAGGGCCUGAGCGCGCUGAGCGCGUCGGGCGCGGCCAUGUCGUGGUGCCGCUCGCACGCGCAGCCCGGCGCCGCCACUGCGCAGGCGCAGCACGAGCCGCUGUUCCAGCUCACCUAUGAGAAGAAACCCUUCGGCGUCAACUGUGACUACAAGUUGUGGGUGAAGUCAGCGUCGCUGGAGGUGGUGUACAACGCGGGCGCGGCGCGCUGGGCGGCGGCCUGGGCACGUGCACCCUGGACGCACGCCUACCAGCACGUGCGCGACUCCACGCGCGCGCGCCUGCUCACGCACUGGGACCACCUCGUGCGCCCGCACCAGGCGCCCGGUGAGCGGCGCACGUGGCAGGUGGAGCUGGACAUCUCGGCACCUCAGAUCCUGUUCGUGGAGCAGUUGUGCUCGCGCGACUCUGCAGUGCUCGUGGUGGACUUCGGACGACUUCGGCUGGCCAACGCUAACUUAGCCGAUUGUGCGCCGCAUACUCCGCCUGACGACGAAGAAAUGUUCAUGACACCGUGCUCUACGCCUCCGGGCAGCUUGCUGUCGCCGGGCUCCCCGCCCGACCCGCCGCCACAGAUGCAGACCACGCAGCCGGCACUGGACGCCGCCAACCUACACAAUAGACUUUAUGACAGAUACAAGAUCGAGCUGAGCGACCUGCAGAUCCUGGUGGGUCGUGCGCGAGAUAACUGGAAGUACGCGCACACCAAAAGCACCUCCUCACUGCACCUGCUCGACAGGUUCAGUAUAUUGCUGCAGGCGGAGCGACGCGUGGUGGCGACGAGCGACCCGCAGUACCCGUCGGCGACGCUGUGCGGCUCGCUGCCGGCGCUGGUGGUGCACCUCAGCGAGCAGAAGCUGUUCGCCGUGCGCGCCGUGCUGGCCGACCUCGCGCUCUCGCCCACCGCCACCGGCCGCGAGCCCCCCAGCCCGACGCAGGCGGCGGCGGACGACAUGGAGGAGAGCAGCGUCAGCUCGGAGACUGAACGCUCAGAGUUCUCGCAGCAUCACAACUCCACACUCUUCAUGCUGCAGUUCGCCAUCGAGCAGAUGUCGCUAGAGGUGCAGUCGAUGGGGCGCAGCAUCGCGGAGGUGCAGGUGUGCGGCGUGAAGGCGGCGUGCACGGCGCGGCCGCGCGACGUGUCGCUGUCGCUGUCGGUGCACUCGCUGCUGCUGGUGGACGCGCUGCAGACCUACGGGCCCGACUUCGAGCUGCUCGUCGCCAGUCACAAGCAUGUCGGCAUGGACACGAUGUCGGGCAGUAUCCGCGGGUCGGAGCCGACGUCGCCGACGUCGCCGACGUCGCCCACGUCGCCGAUGUGUCCGGCGUCGCCGGACGCGCGCUCCACGCACUCGCUGGCGCACCCGCACGCGCUGCAUCAGGCGCUCCACUCUCUGCACUCCAACAGAACCGAGCCAGGUCUGUGUCCGGCGGAGUCGGAGGCGGGGCGCGCGUCGCCCGCGCUGAGCUGGGUGUCGGGCACGGGGCUGAACUGGAACGGCAGCGGCAUGUUCGGCGCGGGCUGGGGCGCGGGCUGGGCGGGCGGCUGGAGCGCCGUGAGCUGGGGGCCCGCCGCCACGCCCUGGGGGCCCGCCGCCCCGCCCUGGGGGCCCGCCGCCACGCCCUGGGGCGCCGCGGGGCUCGUCGACUCCGAGGCGCUCAUCGCCGUCGACCUCUGCUUCAUCAAGGGCGACGGUGACAACGAGGAUUUGAGGAUCGCCAAUAUAUUGUUUAACAAUCUUGAUAUCAUUGCUAAUCAAGAGACCAUUGUGGAGUUAAUUGGCUUUACACAUCGCGUAUUCGGUCCCAAGACAUCAGCAAAGAAGGCUUCCAGCGAUACUGGACAUUCGGAACCAGCCGCCGCAUCCACUUACUCGUUCUCAAUACCUGAAGAUGAACCUAAGCGGUCGGUGCGCACGGAGAUCACGUUCGACUUCCACCGGCUGGGCGUGCUGCUGCUGCGCGCCGCCGUGCUGGACGGCGCCGUGGUCGCGCGCAAGAUCGCCACCGCCACCGUCAGCGAGGCCAAGAUACAGGCCACCGUCGACGGCAGCCGCGUGGAGGUGUCGGGGUCGCUGGGCGGCGUGGGCGUGGUGUCGCUGUGCGAGGGCGGCGGGCUGCACACGCGCGUGCUGGCGGCGGGGCAGGCGCUGGCGCACGCGGACCCCGACGACGCCAAGGCGCUCAACUUCUCCAUCCACCGCACCGUCGACACGCCCGCCGAUGCUGAUGCACCGGUGGUGCACGCGAUGGUGUCGGUGCGCGUGGCCAGCGUGUGGUACACGCACUCGGGUGCACUGCUGCGCGAGCUGCGCUCGUGCCUCACGGAGUUCAAGCAGUACCUCGCCAACCUGGCGCGCUCCAUCCGCGCCGCCGCCGCUGACAUGGCCAUCGGCCUCGUGCAUCCCAGAGGGGAGUCGCUGUACGCGAACCCGAAGCUGUCACAGUCGAUGGAGGGCGUGUCGCCGCGGCGCCGCACCGUCAGCAUGGGCGCCUCGCUCGACGACCCCGCCGCGCUCAAGUCCGACAACAUCGUGCUCAGCGUGAACAUCGAGCUGGAGUCGCCGGUGGUGGUGCUGCCGCGCGCGGCGCACAGCGCGCAGGUGCUGGUGGCGCACCUGGGCCGCAUGAGCCUCGGCAACCGCCCCGGCCCGCCCCGGCACACGCUCUACAAGGUGCGCGUGCGCGACAUCUCGCUCGCCUCCGUGGACGUGUCGGAGAAGCUGAAGCUGCACCAGCUGUCGGCGGAGAACAUGCAGGACAUCUACGACGUGUCGGCCGGCAAGCCCGUGCUGCACAACACGGCGCUGCGCUUCACGCUCAACUACAGCGACGUCGACGACGAUACUGACGCCGACUACCAGUGCGAAGUCCGCGGGCGGAUUGUGGGCGGGCUGCACGUGUCGGCGCGGCGCGAGCAGUACGAGCAGGUGCUGGAGACCUUCCGCUGGAUCACGUCUGACGUCCCCGCUGACGUCGCCGACGCUGGCCCGCGCAACGCGCCCUCGCCGCAUGCGCAGCGCAUGGCGGGGUCGGACGGGCUGCUGGAGGGCGCGGUGCCGACGCUGCAGCUGGACCCCGCCGUGCGCGCCGCCGUGCUGGCCGUGCCGCCGCCCGCGCCCGCCGCGCCCGCGCCGCCGCCCAUCGCGCCGCUCAUCGUAAACUUCGAGCUGCCAACAUUUAGCGUGGAGCUGCGCGCAGAUUUCGGCGAGGGUGAGAGAAGCCUCGUGGAACUGACCUUCAGAGAGUUCAAGUUGAACUACCAGAAGACACAUCCCUAUGAGAAUAUGCUGCAAGUGUCACUGCACUCGAUCACAAUGGAGGACCUGACGAAGGAUCCGGACUCCAAGCAUCGCAUGCUGAUGGUGUCACACACGCCGCAGGUGCCGCCCAAGGCCGUGUUCGUGUCCAAGUCGUGCCCCGACUUUGUCACGGAGUACGCCGAUGACAUGUCCAGUGUCAGCUCGCUGCAGUACAUGAAGUGCUGCUCCUAUUCUUUGCCCAGUCAGCUCAAUGUGGCGGCCAGAGAGAGUAAGGAGCGACGCAACAAACGUGACAGUAAAAGCUGCGUGACGCCGCCGUGUUCGCCGGAGUGCGACGCGGGCGCCGACACGUCGGAGGACGCGAGCCCCGCCGGCCCCGACGACAACCUCGUGUGGCUGUCCGUGCACACGCGCGACCCGCACCACCCGCACUUCAGCGACAAGUACGACAAUAUAUAUAAACUUACGAAAGUGGACUUCAAUUGCUUAAAUCUGGUGGUGAGCAUCGAUAGCUGGGUGGCAGUGCUGGACUUCUUCGGCAUAGCGGGUGACGAGGUGCCGGAGAGCGGGCCCGGGCCGGAGCCGCAGCGCGCGGGCGCGGCGGCGCCGGGCGUGCGGCAGACGGAGCUGCGCGUGCGCGCGCUGGGCGUGCUGGUGGUGGCGGGGCGCGGCGAGGCGUGCCGCGCGCGCGUGGCGCGGGCGCGGGCGGUGGCGCGGGCGGACGCGCGCGCGGGCUGGCGGCGGCUGGAGGGCCGGCUGGGCAGCAUGGCGCUCACCGACCUCACGCCGCACGCCGCGCUGUGGCGCGACCGCUUCCGCACCUCCGGCGACCACGCGCUCACCUUCACCUACCAGAGGCUGAGCGCGGCCGACGCGGCGACUGCCGGCCACGACACGAGCCUGAGCAUAGAGAUGGGUCCUGUCACGUACGUGCACACCAAGCGCUUCGUACAGGAGCUGCAGGCCUUCGCCAGGGAUUUCAGUCUGCUACGCCGAGUCAUCAUGCAAGCCAGGCUUAAGGUGGCGGUGGUGUCUGGCACGCUGGGCGGCGGCGGGCGGGCGGCGCGCAUGCGGCUGCGGCUGCGCUGCGUGGCGCCGGUGAUCGUGCUGCCGGUGUCGGGCCGCGCGCGCGACGCGCUGGCCGCGCACCUCGACCACCUCACGCUCGACAACUGCUUCAAGUACGCCGGCGACGACGGCACCGUCAGCACUCGCACUGAUCCUAGCAAUGGGUCGCGCUGCCUGCUGGACGUGCGCGCGGUGCGGCUGGCGGGCGUGGCGCUGUGGGGCGCGCGCGGCGGGCGCGGGCUGCGCGUGCGCCGCCGCGGCGCGCCGCUGCUGCGCGCGCCGGCCGACCUCGCGCUGCACGUCGAGCACAACCUCUCCGACACCCACGACGUCCCGGACAUGACGAUCCAGGGGUCACUGAGCACGCUGCAGUGCGCGCUGGACCCGGCGCAGUACCGCCUGCUGCGCGGCGUGCUGGCGCACAACCUGGCCGAGGGCACCGACGACCUGCUGCCGCGACAGCCGCUGCAUCCGCCGCAGAUGCAUAGCCAUCAACAUGUAUGGACUACAAGUUCUCUGAAAUUAGACCUGCACGACGUGACAGUGAAGCUGGAGCCGGAACACGGCGUGUCUUCACUGGCCUGCAUCAACUUCAUCAAGUCCAGGCUCGUCGUGGAGACCUACUCCGACCUCAGCCAGGAUAUAGACCUGGUCUCACAGGAAAUCUUAGUGAGUGAUACCCGGUACACCAAAGAGCCAGCCAACAGGCGAGGCAACGUGUUCAGUCAUAUUGUGCAGCCGAUGCCUGAGCAGCGUCACAGCGUGCAGGCUGAAGUACAUGCCAGAAAACGUCGUGACUCAUCAGCGUACACGAUCCUAGUGAACAACAUGCGACUGAUGGCGGUGCUGGACUGGUGGGAAUGCGCCAAUCAGUUCAUCAUGCAGCCGCCGCCACCUCCUGCCGACCCUGAUCAGAUGCACCUUGAGGAGGCGCUGUCGGCAGCCCGCAGCAGCGCCAGCCCGGCGCCGGCGCAGGAGGAGCCGCAGAUGGAGCUCAAGCUCAACGUCACCGACUCGCAGCUCGUGCUCGUCGAGGACCCCUCAGUGUGGGACACCAACGCCGUCAUACUCAGGAGUACAACAGUAAUAACAUACCGCUGCGCAGACGCACAGAAGCCGGUAUCGUGCGAGCUAAAUGAACUGGAAGUAUUUUCUUGCGUCCUCGGGUUAGAAGAGGAGACCGCACUGUCUAUUGUGGAGCCGGCUGCUUUACACGUUGCUAUUGACGCUGAUAGGGUGCUGCAUGUUGCGAUGAGUACUCUAAACUUGCGGUUAUCUUAUCACGACAUGCGAAUGUUCGCCGCAAUGUUGCAGUCCCUACCGGUGCAGGCGAGAGCAGCUCUGUCCGGCAAGUCGGUAGUGUCGGAGGCGGAGGCGGACGCGCCGGCCAACAGCGUGCACAUGCGCGCGGCGCCCGCCUGGCCCGCGCGCCCGCGCUGGCGCCGCCACGCGCAGCCGCCGCCGCGCAACCAGCACAACACCGCCAUCUUCCCGCUCAAGGCCGUGCAGGUGGCAGCAGACUGUAUCACUUUGUGCGUCAUUGACGACUGUUUGGACUCUGAUGUACCGCUACUGGAAGUGUCCCUCAGCGAACUGCACGUUGAUCAGGACCUGCGUAAAGUGGAGGAAUCAUUCGAAGACCCCAUGUUGGUGUCGACACCGGCAGGCCCAGGUGGGUCCAUCCUGCAGCGCUCGUCGGGCGCGGGCGGCGGCCGGCUGGCGGCGCUACUAACCAUAGAUUACUACAACCGCACGCUCUCCGGCUGGGAACCGGUGGUAGAACCCUGGAGGUUCGAAACGUCUUGGGAGAACACCCUGACGAGCGAGCUGUCGCUGGGGCGCGUGCAGAUGGAGGUGUCGUCCACCGAGGUGCUGAACACCAACGUCACGUCCUCGCUCAUCGAGCUGUGGCAGCUCGUGCGCGCCAACUGGACCGCCGACUACUACGCGCCGCAGGAGCAGUCACCCAAGGGCAGCCCGGCGGGGCACCGGCGCCGCUCGCCCUUCGUGCCCUACGCGCUGCGCAACCACACCGGACACCGCCUGUGGUUCACCACGCUCGUCACCACCUCCGACGUGUUGCGGGAACAAGCGACAUGGUCAGGGCCCGACGACUCGUGGAUGAUGGUCCGCGCAGGCGAGACGGAGCCCUUCUCGUUCGGGCAGCGACGCGGGCGGCGCCGCGGCCGAGCCCCCGCCGCGCUGGCCGGGCACAACGCCUCGCUCAACCAGCUCGCGCUACGCCUCGACGGCUGGUCCCCGCCCGACCCCGUCUGUGUCGACAGGGUCGGAGUCUUCUUCAGGAAUCUUACGCAUGCCAAAUCCGGUGCAGAGGCCCGCAUCGUGUUCGAGGUAUCGCUGGAGGGUUCAGCGCGCAAGUUGGUGACGGUUCGGUCGGCGCUGCAGCUCGUCAACAAGUUGCCGCACCCGGUCGAAGUGAGAGUGGACCACGCACCAUCAGCAGCGCAGUGGAGCAGCGGCGGCGUGCGGUGCGCGCAGGUGGCGGCGGGCGCCACGUGGGCGGCGCCGCUGUCGGCGCACCCCGCGGCGCUGUGGACGCGGCCGCUGCUGCGCGCCGGCCUGCCCGCAGCGCCCGCGCCCGCGCCGGCCCCCAUCGACUGGCGAGCCGCGCCCGCGCCCGCCGCGCUGCUGCACUACGAGUGCCGCGCGCCGCCCGACCACGUCUACAGGUUCGGGUGCGUGAUAGUCCGGGAAAGGUUCCCCCCAGAUAGGGGCCCGCCUAUAGCCGGACACACGCUCACUCUGGUACCGGCUCUGAGGCUAGAGAACUUGCUGCCGUUAGAGCUGCAGUACCGCGCCAAUCCCGCCUCAACAGGCUCCGGCGCUACUACUGCUUCCGGCAAUAUUCCGCCCGGAGAAACCAUGCCUUUCCAUGAGGUAAAUGUGGAGGAAGGCGUAGAAGUAAGCGUAAAGCUGGAAGGCUUCGGCUGGUCCACGGCACUGAGUGUGUGUGGCUCUGGCAGUGGCAACAGCAGCAGCGCCGCGGUGGGCGGCAGCGGGAACGGCUCCUUCAGCGCCCGACUCAAGCUCAGGGACACCAGAGGCAGGAGGCUCUAUCUCAAUGCCAGGGUCACUAUUAAGAAGACUGAUGGAAUUAAAGUGUCGAUCUCAGCGGCGUACUGGCUGGUGAACCGCACGGGGCUGCCGCUGGUGUUCCGCGCGGAGGGCGCGGCCACGGAGGCGGCGGGGCAGUUCGACGAGCACGAGCUGGCGCGCAUGGUGCAGCCGCUGCUGUUCUCCUUCGCCGAGGCCGACGGCGGACCCACCGUCUCCGCGCGCCUCGGCCGCGGCCUGCCCGGCACGCCGGAGUGGUGCUCCCCGUUCGGCCUGGGCGUGGGCGUGGGCGUGAAGAAGCUGGAGGCCCGCGGCUCGACGGAGGGCGGCGCGGGCUCGGCGGAGCGCGUGUUCGCGGUGGCGGUGCGCGUGCGCGCGGGGCGGGGCCGCUACCGGCACACCAACAUCGCCACCUUCACGCCGCGCUACCAGCUGCACAACAACACCUCGCACCACCUGCAGUUCGCGCAGAAGUGCUGCGCCACCACGCUCAACGACCCUGGUGCGAUGGCGACGCACGUGUCGGCAGUAUCAGGCUGCUACCUGCCGUGGCACUGGGCGCGCUGGGAGCGCGAGCAGCUGCUGUGCGUGCGGCUGCUGGCGCCGGGGCCCGCCAACAGCGCCGCGCCGCCGCCGCUCACGCAGUGGUCCGGCGGCUUCCGCAUAGACUGCACCAGGACGCUGCACAUCGCUUGCAGGGAGCCGGGCGGCGGCUACCAGUUCGUGCGCGCGGAGGUGGUGUCGCAGGGCGCCACGAUGUUCGUGCUGCUGACCGACGCCGACUGCGCGCCGCCGCCGCUGCGCAUCGACAACUACUCGCCCGUCUCCAUCAUGUUCCACCAGGUGGGGUGCGGCGAGGAGUGCGUGGUGGGCGCGCGCGCGCGGGCGCGCUGGGCGCUGGCGGAGCCCGAGGGCGCGCGGGCGCUGGCGCUGCGGGCGCCCGGCGGCCCGCGCACCGCGCUGCCGCUCGACGACCUGCCCGCGCACCACCAGCUGCUCUACCAGAACUUCAUCUACGUCGCCUUCGACGCCACCCAGCAGUUCGGUGAUAGUACUGUGAAUACGAGCGGAAAGCCAUCGGCGACCACACCCGAUGACAAUGUACUGGUGCUGGAAGUGCCGCUGGGCAGCACGCGGGUCGUGCUUGCUAGAAAACGCUACGGAGACAGGUCACAGCUAUGGCGGCGCGGUCCGAACGACCAGCUAAUCCACGAAGGUAGUUCGCCACCACAACCCACAGAUGCGUUAUUAUCUGACGAUGCGCCGUUAUCUCCUCAUGCUAUGGUGCUGGACAUCGAGGACGCGGCGCCGCGGCCGGGACGCGCGUCGGCGCUAGUGUUGCGGCGCGCGGACGGGCGACGCGCGUCCACACAGGCGUGGCGGCUAGUGCCCCCGGGCCGCAUGGCCUGCGCACACGCAAACCUCUGCGUGCAGCCUGACGGGCUCAGCCGCAUGGCGCUCACGCCCGGUACCCGCGUAGUACUAGGGCUUCCGGCGUCGGGGCGCACCGGGUGGUCGCCGACGUCGCCGGUACCGGCGGAGCAGGCGGUGUCGUGGCACACGCUGCGGCCCGGCUCCGGCCGGCUGGACGUCACGCUGUGUGCCGACGGACCCACGCGCGUCGUCAAUAUACACGACCACAAGGAACCCGAGUCGGGCUGGCUGGAGGGCGAGGCGGAGGCGGAGGCGGCGCCGGGCGCGCGGCGCGAGUGGGGCGUGCGCGUGGCGCUGGCGGGGCUGUCGCUGUCGCUGGUGUCGCGCGCGCCGGCGGCGGAGCUGGUGCACGCGCUGUUCGACGCCGUGCUGCUGGAGCUGGCGCUGGCGCCGCGCUCCACCGCGCUCGCGCUCGCCGUGCAGCACAUGCAGUGGGACAACCAGUUGCUGGGCACCCCGAGCCCCGUCCUGCUGUACUGCCUGCCGGACCGCAGCGGCAACAGCAGUGGAGCCCCGCUGCCGGCGCUGCACGCCGCCAUUGAGCUGCAGAAGGCGCCCGCCAAGAGAUACAACGCGUACUUCUUCCGACAUCUCGUGGUGGCCCUGCGCCCCUUGGCUAUCAGACUAGAGGAAAGACUGAUCCUGCAGGUGUGGGCGUGGGCGUGGCGCGGCGCGGAGGAGGCGCGGGAGGCGCCGGACGAGGCGGACUACGAGACGCAGCGCAUGCUCAGCGAGCUCACCGCGCUGCACAGCACUAGAUACUACUUCGCGCUCAUCAAGAUCAUACCCAGCCAGAUCCGGCUGUCGAUGUGCACGGCGAACAAGCUGGAAGGAUCCCUGAGCGCGCUGAAGCGUCGCCUGGGACUCACCUUCAUCAAGUUCGAGGACGCCGCCGUCGAGCUCGAGCCCUUCGUCAGGGCACACGUCUUUGACACCGCCUCAUACCUCGGCCGGCAGAUGUUAGCGCACUUCAAAGAUGAGUUAAAAUGGCAAGCAGCAAAAAUCCUCGGGUCAGUGGACUUCUUGGGUAACCCGCUGGGCUUCGUAGCUGAUGUGUCAGAGGGGGUUACUGGUCUACUGUUGGAGGGCAACGUGGGCGCAUUACUCAAAAACGUCACGCAUGGCAUCUCCAACUCCGCUGCUAAGGUCACAGAGUCUCUGGGCGACGGGCUGGAGCGCGUGGUGGGCGACGAGGCGCACGAGGAGACGCGGCGCCGCAUCCGCUCCGCCGCGCCCGGCGCGCACCUCGCCGCCGGCUUCCGCGGCCUCGGCCUCGGCAUACUCGGCGGUAUGACGUCGCUGGUGAAGCACAGCUACGAGGGCGCGACGCAGGAGGGGCUGGGCGGGUUCCUGGCGGGCGUGGGCAAGGGGCUGGUGGGCACCGUCACCAAGCCCGUCAUCGGCGUGCUGGACCUCGCCGCCGAGACCGCCUCCGCGCUCAGGGACACCAGUCGCAGGUCGGACAAGUGGGUGCCGGCGCGGGUGCGCGGGCCGCGCUGCGUGGCGGGCUGCGGCGGGCUGCUGCCGCGCUACUGCGGCGCGCAGGCGGCGGGCGCGGCGCUGCUGUACGCGCUCAACCACACCGACUACUCCGAGCGCUUCCUGGCCUACCGCGCCGUGCGCGACCUGCCCAACGACAUCCGCGCGCUGCUCUCCGACACCUACCUGCGCAUCAUCACCUGCAAGCACCAGACGCCGCAGGUGGUGAUGGAGACGCACCUGAGCAACCUGGUGUCGUGCACGGUGGUGACGGUGGAGGGCGCGCACUUCGUGGAGCUGGGCGUGCGCGGCGGCGGCGCGGACGCGGUGCGGCGCCCGCGCGUGCAGUGCGACAGCGCGGAGCUGGCCGCCUGGGUGGCGCAGCACGCCGCGCUGGCCCGCCAGCUCUACCACGAGCACGUGCACACGCUGCUGCCCAUCGCCGACCUCUAACCUGUAUGUCUUCGAAUACCUACUGAUUAACCCUUUUCAUAUACGUCCGAGCAAUAUUGACAUGAGUUCUUUUCUAUUUGACCAUUCUUCAAAUCGACUAAGAACUAAGGGUGGGUCUUCACGGUCCAUGUAGCUGGAGCAAGUUAACAUCCACAAGUGACAAGAGCACACGGGUGGAUAUUCAGUUUUGGUAUAUGCGCGAGUCGCUGACCCGCAUAAGUUUAAAAUGCAUGUAACCUGCGCAUGUGCCUCAACAUGCGCGAGCUACUUGCACCGUGUAGAUGCACCUUGACAGCUAGCAAACUUUAGGUGAGCUCUUUUAUGUAGCAGCCCCAAUUCAAAUAUUCGUAAACGAAUUUAGCGAUAACGAUACGACUGCCUAAUCGGCGUUGCAUUUUAUACCGAUUAAAUGCUUAUGAUCGAUGUUAAAUCCUAAAGAGAUUUUCAACACAAAAGUUUCAAUUACGUAUGUAUGCAUAGAGAUUUAUAAUACACGUAUAUGAGUAUAUAAUACACGCGCACAAAUAUACCUAUGUGUGUGUGGUUCUUCCCUUCUGUAUAAAAUUAUUUCCAAAUACAUAUUUGAAAAUCCGUUUGGGCUGACGACCUUCCAAACUUUAUUAGACUGAACGUUUCAUAUGUUAAUAUAUUGUUAUUACCUACUAGAUCGAUAAGUAUUCGUAAGUAUUAUUGCAAAAGACACUGCGAGCUAUCUUAUGUUAUAUAAUACUCUUUUAUUAACUGCGAAUCUAGUAAUGAUAUUACAAGCUAUACACUUGCUAAUCUUGAUAUUAUCUGGGGCUCGAUUCUGCUAAUUUUACUUAAGCGACUUACGAUUGAUAUCCAAUCACGACUCAAUUACGAUUGAAGCGUAAGUAUGUGGCAUUUCGCAAUUUUUGGUUCUUCUUUCUCCUGCCCUGUUCCCAAUUUUUGGUUGUAAAUAAACAUUUUUAUCUUUUUAUGUGAUUCCAUAAUGAAUCAUAUUGUCUGAAAAUGAUUUACAAUUGCAAUAUGAUUCUAGAGCAGACUACCCUAAAGACCAAAUAGCAGACCAAUAUCAAACCAAUAAAAGUCAUUGAAAUACGAUUGGUCUUAUAUUAGUAGCAGAAUGCCCGAUACGGUUAAAGCUGCUAUUGAGAUUACAUUGUUAUCCAAUUGUCACACUAUUACAUUAGCAGAAUCAGGCCCCUGGACUAUACAGGUAUUCCUCACAAUUUUGUGUGUUCUAUCCUAUUUCUAAUAUAACUUGACCCAAUCAGUAUACACAGGCAGUAUAAUAGUGUUUAUAUCCAGUUUCUACAUGUAACUGCUUAGUUAUAAUGUACUGACUUAUUACAGUUUUAUGUCUUGGUUGGUGAUAAACAUAGACUUUCACAAAUAUAUCAUAGUUCGUAGGUUAAGUGUUGUAAACCCUUUGACUUUUAAAAUUUGAAAUAUCCAGACAGUGUGUAAGAAGUCGAACUUCGGUACGUUAACAGUUAACACUGCCUACAACUAGUUAAUCUUAAGUUGUAAUUUAACAACGCAGUAACUUUGUUAUAGUUUUUACUAGUGAAAGUAGUAACUAAGUACAGUCGACGUUUUCCAGCAGAUGCCUGCUUACACAGCAAUAAUAAAACACCAUUACUAACUAAUCCCAUAUUGUAGAAGUAUUUGUGUCACAGUAAUGUGUUGAUUGUGCUCUUCUGUAUGUACGUAGUAACGACCAAGUCGUGGCAACUAACUAGUUAUGUGAUACGUGUCGAGUGUACCACUACGUCACUUUGUUUUAGUGCUAAUUACGGAUCAAGUGUUUUGCGCGUUCUACCGGGGAACCAGUGGCUGUAAACGGCACUAUCAAUGUUAUAUCAGAUAAGUAACAGAUAUAAUGAGCUAUAAUAUGUGGUACUUUAGAGAGGUAGAACGCGUUAAACACAUUCAUCCAUAAAUUAUUUUAUGUAGCUCCAGAGUAAUAUAUUUUGUGUACGUGUGGGAGUUAUGCUGAGUCUUGAUUGAACAAAAUUAUCUUAGGCUGUGAUAUAAACCUAUGACAAAUCGACAUGUAAUACGACAAACUUCUUGAGCUGGCAACACAAGUGUUAUACAUUCCAUUGCGGGUCCCAAGACGUAAUGAUUCCUUGACUUCGCAGUGAUACACACGUUUAAUAAUAAGUAUAAUGUCCACAAAUGUUACAAUACGGGUAAGUCCGCUUGUCCCUUGUCAAGUGUUGCCAGUUUCAUUCGUAUGAUCGCUAUUCUAUAAAAUUUCGGUAGCGACGGACAAUUGUACGAUGACCAUCUAUUAUUAUCUAUUUAGCUGUGUUAUUUCAAAAUUUUCAUUAUUAUGACGUUAUCUUACAUUAUGGUAACUGAGGAUUCAUUAUGUAGGAAAAUGAUUAUUCCAUAUCUAAGAGACUUAGGGGAAAAGGUUGCCAGUAAUAUUAAUUGUUUUUUUUUUUAUAUCAUUAAUUGGUUAUGACAAGAGACGAAUGUGUUGAGUAACAUGCCUUGGGGAGUGCUUAUGUUUAAUUGAUUCGAUUUGUCUGUCUUUUCAUUGUGUGCAAGGUUUGAAUUUGUUUAUGAUUGCUCGUUAUUUUAUAAGCGAAGUCUAUCUUCUGACGUUACAUACUAGCAAGCUUCAAGGAGCCCAUUUAAUUUUUUAGCAAAUUGAAAGGUUGUGAUAAGUACUUAUUGUAACUAAACAUUAAUCUGAUUUCUGUAAGAAUAAUUGCAACAUACAUGGGCUUACACACCUUAACAAUGAAUGGUUUGGAUGCUUCAUUUAAAUAAUUAUAUAUUUUAUGUAUCAUGGUACGAGGAUGGAAACAGAAAAUUAUAUCCGUUUAUAAUUAGUAGCAAAAUAAAAUACAAUGUAACGUCAGAGUUAUUUUGUAGUGAUUAGUUUAGUUAACCAACAUUACCAAAGUGCGACUUAAACUGUAAGUGGAGAAGGUUUAUGUUUGUAUUUAUUUAUUUAUUCUGAGAAUGUCAGAGAGAGAAUAAUUAUUUAUUUAAUACUGUUGUGGUGUCAUUUCAUUGAUAUAAAACUUUUCAACAAUAA